This is a messenger RNA of Fusarium keratoplasticum, 1137 nucleotides long. RefSeq lists its product as uncharacterized. NCBI's taxonomy places the organism in Eukaryota, Fungi, Ascomycota, Sordariomycetes, Hypocreales, Nectriaceae. The record is from RefSeq and is a predicted model, not a curated record. The coding region runs from base 1 to 1137 and encodes 378 amino acids. The transcript is spliced from 6 exons.
AUGGCAGCUCCAUCAACAGCUGGAGUCCUCGCCUGCUUCUGGAUCCUCCUCUGCGUCUCCGCCAUCCUCAUCGCCGCCCGUCUCUGGCUCCGCCUCAAGAUCCAGCACCAAGCCCUCCUCCUCAGCGAUGCCCUGCUACUCAUUGCGUGGUGUAGCUCCUUCACCCAUGCCGUUUUCGUCAUUAUCUUUGCCGUCAAAGGGGCGCUGCACCCGGAUAUCGAUUACACCUUGAUCAAUUGGAAGGUCGACGUCACCGAGGUGGAAUUCAUCACGAGGAUGAUCUGGUCGAGCGUGUUCCCGUUCUUCACGUCGCUGUACUUUUGCAAGUUCGCACUCCUGGCAACAUAUCUACAGCUGUUCCCAAGAUUUAUGAAGAAGUUGCGCGUGGCUCUCUAUGUUUCCAUCGCCUACUGUGUCUCUGGUUAUCUUGUCUCUAUGUCUGUGCAGCUGUUCCUGUGCUGGCCAAUCGAGGGUAAUUGGUCUUUCGCCUCGAAUCCAGCCGUCGUCUGCGAACCCAAGAUCAUCGGCACGAUUUUCUACAUUGCAUGGUCACUUCACUUCACAGCGAAUCUUUCCAUCAUCAUUCUGCCCUUUUUCAUCCUUAAGAAUCUGCAGGUGAAGAAAAAGACAAUGGUCGGAAUAUACGCAAUCUUUAGUCUCGGAAUUAUCGAUAUAGCAUUCAGCCUGACGAGGUUUCUUACCAUACAUCUUGGAUCGGGCGGGUUCAAGCCUCUGACCUUGAUCCAAAUUUGGUCCAUCCUCGACGAGAACAUGGCAUUAAUCAUCGCCUGCCUUCCUUCAUUACGCCCGUACCUCCGACAUGGUUUCAAAAGCUCCUCGGCCGAAGCAUCCUACGGCUACGGCAACCGUUCUACAGGGCACAUCACCAGUACUCGCAAAACACAAGCCACGUCGGGAUUCGAGGUUAUCGACGACCCAGUCCCGGUGUUUGAUGGUGGUCUACGUAGAAAUACGAGACGGGGAAACGACUCGGAGGACGAUGCAUGGUCAGAUGGAAAGAAGAGCAAUAGGAGUGAUAUUGAGUUAGUGACGAUACAAGCGCAACGAGGAGACAGAACGUCGACAGUCCACCAAGGACAGAUUCGGGUGGAGCAGGAGUUUAUCGUCACGAGAUAG